Messenger RNA from Wallemia ichthyophaga EXF-994, 480 nucleotides. RefSeq lists its product as uncharacterized. Lineage: Eukaryota; Fungi; Basidiomycota; Wallemiomycetes; Wallemiales; Wallemiaceae. The record is from RefSeq and is a predicted model, not a curated record. The coding region runs from base 1 to 480 and encodes 159 amino acids. The transcript has a single exon.
AUGCAUAUACCCAUUGAAAUUGAUAAUCUAGAAUUGCUUAAAUCGUACACCAAGAAUGAUCUCGUGGGCGAUUGGAUAAUGUCACAAUUGAAAUUCACGAUACACCCAAGCAACACACUCCUACCGCGUAACUUACCUGCAACAAACGUAAUCAAUCAUAUUCCCUCAGCAGAUCGAUUAGAACAGCUAGUAGAGGAGCUAAUUAGGGCUAGAGAAUGUCUAAAUAUACUUGAAACCCGUCUAAACCUUGUCAAAGAUGGUAAAAUAUCCAAUUUGAUUAUGGGUGAACAUCUAUUCGAUAGUGAAGACGAGAUUGUGGAUAUCGGAUUGACAGAAUUCAAUCUCAGUAGUGAAGAGGGCGUUGAGGAUUUGAAAAAGGCAACAACAGAUACAUUACACCAACUAAGCAUGCUAGAAUCUCAAGCUGAACGUAUGGCUAUUCAAGUAAUGAAAUCGUAUGAAUCUGCUCAACAACACUAA